GGGUUUUUGCCUGAAUCUCAGAGGUUUGGGUUUUUCUGGGCUGAAUCUUGGUGUUUUGGAGCUUUUUAUGGACACAGGAUGCCCAAUGAGCUCUAGAGAUGGACUUGGGCAGGAGGAACCCCCGAGGCAACACAGUCAGCCCUUGUUUUCCCCCCCAUCAGGAUUUGUCCUUCCCAAAGCUUGGGUGGAUGGAGGAGGAGGCUGCGAGGAAGAGGAAGAUGCCUUGGGCCCCCCAGGCAGGCCCCGAGCUGAGGAGGGAGAGCCCGGAGGACAAAUCCCCCCGUGAGACCCUGGUGGGAGAGGCCGUUUUGAAGGGCUCCAUGGUGCAGGAAGGCAGCGGGGAGGAAAAGGGCCGGAGAUCCCCCCGCAGGAGGGGCUCCAAAGCCAUCCCAGGGUGCUCUGAGGAAGAAGGACCCAGCCUGUGCCGGGAAGGCAGCUGGAGCUUGAGGGGGAGUUCUGAGCUGGUGGUCCAUGAGCAGGCUCCCAGCAGGGAGAAGCCCUUCAAGUGCUUGGAAUGUGGGAAGAGCUUCAGCGGGAGCUCCCACCUGAUCCGACACCUGCACAUCCACACUGGGGAACGGCCCUACCCAUGUGGGGAAUGUGGGAAGAGCUUCAGGCAGAGUUCCCACCUCCUCACCCACCAGCACAUCCACACUGGGGAACGGCCCUACACCUGUUGGGAAUGCGGGAAGAGCUUCAACCAGAGCUCCACCCUUCGCACCCACCAACGCAUCCACACUGGGGAAUGGCCCUACAAGUGCUUGGAAUGUGGGAAGAGGUUUCAGACCAGCUCACAUCUCCUCCUGCAUGAGCGGACGCACACGGAUGAGAGGCCCUUCCGCUGCACCGACUGCGGGAAGGGCUUCAACCGGAACUCCAACCUCGUCACUCACCGGCGCAUCCACACAGGGGAGAGACCCUACAAGUGUGGGGAGUGUGGGAAGAGCUUCACCCAGAGCUCUACCUUGACCAGACACCAGCGGACUCACCAAUAAGAGAAGCCCUACCAGUGCCCUGACUGCGGGAAGAGCUUCAGCCAUUGCUUCCACCCCGAAUGAAGCCCCUGAUUGUGAGGCAACCCCUGGCGUCCAGUGACUGUCAGUCCAUCACUUUUGACCACAAAGGGCCAGUCCCCUUUCACAGGGGCAGGUUCUUUCAACAGAAUCCUUCCUGGAGGAUGUUUGGAGAUUCCUGCCUUGGCUGGGGACCCCCCAAGGUCACUGCUGGAGGCUGAGAGCAGAGAUCUCCCCACGAGUGUUGGUCUGGGGGAGUUCCAUCCAUCCCUAAUUAAGAAUUACUGCUUUUGUGCCAGGUUGAGUAGAAUUGCUUCAACAAUUGCUUUAGUGUAGAGCCCUGUCCUAUCUUAUCCUGUACUCCUGGUAGUUUUAGUGUUUGUAUUGUGCAGUAAAUAAUUCUGAUGAA
This is a messenger RNA of Pseudopipra pipra, 1422 nucleotides long. RefSeq names its product gastrula zinc finger protein XlCGF49.1-like. The transcript is spliced from 2 exons. The record is from RefSeq and is a predicted model, not a curated record. Gene Ontology annotation, biological process: regulation of transcription by RNA polymerase II. The coding region runs from base 99 to 995 and encodes 298 amino acids. Gene Ontology annotation, molecular function: DNA-binding transcription factor activity; RNA polymerase II cis-regulatory region sequence-specific DNA binding. NCBI's taxonomy places the organism in Eukaryota, Metazoa, Chordata, Aves, Passeriformes, Pipridae.